GCAGCCUCUAUACCUCCACACUCUUUCUACGCUCCGACACUAGUGUUGUACUGGCCUUCUCAUGCUUCUUGGAAGCACUUAGUAUGGCAAGCUCUCAAGUCAUCUCCGAGCCUUCCCCACGGAAAACAGUACCGACGACGUUCAUGUUCUCGACCUUAACCAUCACUGGUUCGAAGCUUCCAAACCCUAUAACCUUGACCAGAUCAGAGGACUUCCCACCUCAUAAACUGGAUUUCGAUGAAGAUGGAUAUGUGCCGACGAUGAAGUGGUGUCCAUCACAGGGUCCUCAAGGAGCAGGUCACCUGUCUCUGAAGAUGGGGAAGCGCAUUUCCGGGGGCGGAGGCGGCGUCGCUUAUGAGGCAGAGGUCUUAACAUCUGAUGCGGAGGGAAGCAGCGUCACACCCUCCGAUCCGUCUCCCCUCGAACAAAAGCUUUGCAUCAAGGUGGCACGAGCCAAUCGUUGCCGUACGCUCGCAAGGGAAGCGUGGAUGUACAGGAAGCUUAGCGGGCUACGGGGCAUCAUUGCGCCCCACUUCUACGGUUUCUUUGCUGUUGAUCUUCCCGAGACACACCGGCCGUUUCCCCCAAAAGAUGACCUUGUCCGCUUGGAAAGGGAUGAUCCAACAGUCGACGAAUUUCUACCGGAUGAUGAUCCGGUGGACGGGCAGGGAGGCAGAGACCGCUCGAAGUGGUGCGAAUGGCGGCCGAACACCGACGCACCAAUACUGGCCGUCCUCGUCAUGUCAAGAGGAGGCAAGACAUACUCUGGGAGGGACCACUAUGAUUCGUCCAUGCGGGAAGAAGUCCGCAAGGUACUCGACGACUUGUCACGCGCGUCCCUGUUACAUGGAGACUUGCGCCCGGCCAAUCUCGUCCGCGCCCCCGCAGACACGAUACCAUGCGAUUUGCACCAGUGUGUUCACAAAUGGAACGUCAUCGACCUUGCUCGAUCUGACGCUGUGGAUAUCCCUGUGGAUAAUGCGCUUUACUCAAAGCCUGAUAGAACCCCAGAAGAGGAGAUGAAUGUUAGGACGUGGAGUUUUUUCGUAGAUUUGCAACAGUCAGGCUACAAGACUGAACAUUUUGCCUUAUGAUGACGCUGAUACCAAUAAUAAUACUCUUUUGUAGUCUCGCC
Messenger RNA from Coniophora puteana RWD-64-598 SS2, 1135 nucleotides. RefSeq lists its product as uncharacterized. The record is from RefSeq and is a predicted model, not a curated record. The coding region runs from base 84 to 1094 and encodes 336 amino acids. The transcript is spliced from 2 exons. Lineage: Eukaryota; Fungi; Basidiomycota; Agaricomycetes; Boletales; Coniophoraceae.